AUGCCCUUCACUCCCACACCCGCCCUCGUCGGCGGCCUCCUCCUCUCCUUCUCAACCUCGUCCCUCGCCCUCUCGCACGGCCGCAUCCUCGGCUGCUCAGGCAUCGCCCACUCGUCCAUCGCCCACCUCCUCGAACUCCUCGGCGUCACCCACACCCGCUCGUCUGCCCCGCCACCGAAAAAGGACGACCGGAAGGACAUCCCUCCGUCGACUUCCGCGUCUGCGCCAUGGUGGAAGCUCGCAUCCCUCGCGGGCUUCGUCGCGGGAGGAGCGUUGUUGGCGAUUCUACGCCCGUCCAUUGAGCGACUGGUCGGGACGGCACUGUUUGACCCGCCUGCGACCAUCGCACAGCAAGGCGGACUGGCGAGGGUCGUUCUGGCAGGCCUGCUCGUCGGCGCAGGGACCAAGCUGGCAAACGGCUGCACAAGCGGCCACAUGCUCCUCGGCCUCUCGCGCUUCUCACGCCGCUCGCUCGCCGCAGUCCUCACAUUCUUCUCCUUCGCGCUCCUGACUUCCCGCCUCGCGCCGCACCCACUCGCCGCGUCGUUCUCCCUCCCCGUCCCGCUCGCCACUUCGACCGCCACCUUCUCUCCCGCUCAAACACUCGCACUCCUCGCACUCCCUCCACUUGCAUCACUCGCCACCGCCCACUCCGACACACUGCAUUCCUUCUUCCUCUCCCUCACCUUCACGCUAGGCCUCUCCCUCGCCGGCAUGCUCCGACCCUCCAAGGUCCUCUCAUUCUUCUACCUCCCCCUCGGUCCGGCGCUCAAAGCCCCAGGCACAUGGGACCCCUCACUCGCUUUCGUCGCAUUGGGCGGACUCCUUCCCAACGCUCUCGUCUACCACGGUUGGAUGAAGAAGGAAGACAAGCCGCUCGUCAAAGGGAAGGAAUUCACCUUCCCUCGCGACCCUCGAGCUGGCAAGAUCGACGCGCGGCUCGUACUCGGCUCAGCGUUGUUCGGAACAGGAUGGGGUCUGAUAGGCCUCUGUCCCGGCCCGCUCCUCUCGCUCCUCGGUACUGGACCGACUAUCUCGGGAUGGACGCCGUGGGUAUUCGGAGGGGCGUUUGCCAUGGGUGGAGUGGGCGCGGGGUGGGUCGCGCUUUAG
Messenger RNA from Rhodotorula toruloides NP11, 1110 nucleotides. RefSeq names its product DUF395 domain protein. Bases 1 to 1110 code for a protein of 369 amino acids. The record is from RefSeq and is a predicted model, not a curated record. NCBI's taxonomy places the organism in Eukaryota, Fungi, Basidiomycota, Microbotryomycetes, Sporidiobolales, Sporidiobolaceae. Gene Ontology annotation, cellular component: plasma membrane. The transcript is spliced from 3 exons.